CCGGCCCCGCCCGCCCCUCCCGGUACCGUGCUCCACCAUGAUGAAGUUUCGGUUCCGGCGGCAGGGUGCCGACCCGCACCGGGACCGCAUCCGGCACGACCUGUUCGCCUUCAGUAAGACAGUGGAGCACGGCUUCCCCAGCCAGCCCAGCGCCCUGGCCUACGACCCGGUCCUGCGUGUGAUGGCCAUCGGCACCAAGGCUGGGGCUGUGAAGCUAUACGGCACGCCAGGCGUGGAGCUGACGGGCUUGCACAAGGAGACGGCCACCGUCACCCAGCUGCACUUCCUCCCUGGCCAGGGAUGGCUCCUGUCCCUGCUGGAUGACAACACGCUGCACCUCUGGGAGGUGUGCCAGAAGGAUGGAUGCUCCCACCUGGAAGAGACCCGCAGCUUCGGCCUCCCGGGGCGCCCAGGGUGCUCUCCUGGCAUCACCCGGGUGACUGUGGUCCUGCCCACGUCCUCCAGUGCAGUGGCCUGCCUGGGUACCGAGGGUGGUGCCAUGUAUUUCCUCGCUCUGCCCACGCUGGUGCUGCUGGAGGACAAAACCCUCUUCCCGGAUGAGGUCCUGCAGAGUGUUCCCGAUGAGUAUCGCUGCGGGAAGGCGCUGGGACCGGUGGAGUCCAUCCAAGAGCAUCCGCGGGACAGCAGCCGGCUCCUCAUUGGGUACAGCCGGGGGCUGGUGGUCCUCUGGGAGCAGGGCACACGCGUGGUCCAGCACCUCUUCCUUGGGAACCAGCAGUUGGAGAGCCUGGCUUGGGAGCAGAGCGGGGAGAGCAUCGUCAGCUCGCACAGUGAUGGAGGGUACAUGGUGUGGGCCGUGAGUGGUGCCGGACAGAAGACCCAGCAGCCCGUCAUGUCCACCAUCCCCUAUGGUCCAUUCCCUUGCAAAGCCAUCAGCAAGAUCCUCUGGCGGACCUGCGAGUCGGGGAACCCCUUCAUCAUCUUCAGCGGGGGGAUGCCGCGGGCCAGCUAUGGGGACCGGCACUGUGUGAGCGUGCUGCAGGGCCAGACCCUGGCCACGCUCGACUUCACCUCCCGAGUCAUUGACUUCUUCACCGUGCACAGCCCCGACGUGCCCGAGGGAGGCUUUGAGAACCCCCGUGCCCUCGUGGUGCUGGUGGAGGAGGAGCUGGUGGCCAUCGACCUGCAGACCCCGGGCUGGCCGAGCAUCCCUGCCCCGUACCUGGCGCCGCUGCACUCCUCCGCCAUCACCUGCUCCUGCCACGUCUCCAAUGUGCCCCUCAAGCUUUGGGAGAGGAUCAUCAGUGCCGGCGAGCAGCAGAGCCCCCGGCUCUCCUCUGCGGCUUGGCCCAUUGAUGGGGGGAAGAACCUGGCGCAGGAGCCUACGCAAAGGGGGCUUCUCCUCACGGGGCAUGAGGACGGCACGGUGCGGUUCUGGGAUGCUUCCGGGGUCUCCCUGAAGCCCCUCUACAAGCUGGGCACCGCCAGCAUCUUCCAGACCGACUGCGAGCACAACGACAGCCUCAACCAGGCGGCCGAGGAGGAGUGGCCGCCCUUCCGCAAGGUGGGCUGCUUUGAUCCCUACAGUGACGACCCACGCCUGGGGGUGCAGAAGAUCGCUCUGUGCAAGUACACGGCCAAGAUGGUGGUGGCUGGGACAGCGGGGCAGGUGCUGGUGAUGGAGCUGAGCGAUGAGAAGUCAGAGCACGCCGUGAGCGUGGCCACCGUGGACCUGCUGCAGGACCGCGAGGGCUUCACUUGGAAGGGCCACGACCGGCUGGCCCCAAGGAACGGCCCCUUGCCCUUCGCCCCUGGCUUCCAGCCCAGCGUCCUGGUGCAGUGCGUGCCCCCCGCCGCCGUCACCGCCGUCACCCUCCACUCCGAGUGGAACCUGGUGGCCUUCGGCACCAGCCACGGCUUCGGGCUCUUUGACUAUUACCGGUGCAACCCCGUCCUGGCCAGGUGUACGCUGCACCCCAACGACUCCUUGGCCAUGGAGGGGCCCCUGUCCCGCGUGAAGUCCCUCAAGAAGUCCCUGCGGCAGUCGUUCCGCCGCAUCCGCAAGAGCCGGGUGUCGGGCAAGAAGAGGCUCAACGCCGGCAGCCCCUCCAGCAAGGUCCAGGAGGCCAACGCUCAGCUGGCGGAGCAGGCAGGGCCCCCCGAGGUGGAGAUGACGCCGGUGCAGCGCCGCAUCGAGCCGCGCUCCGCCGAUGACUCCCUCUCCGGGGUCGUGCGGUGCCUUUACUUCGCUGACACCUUCCUCCGAGACGCUGCCCACCACGGCCCCACGAUGUGGGCAGGGACCAACUCGGGCUCGGUGUUCGCCUACGCCCUGGAGGUGCCGUCGCAGGAGAAGUUCUCGGAGCGGGCGGUGGAGGCGGUGCUGGGGAAGGAGAUCCAGCUCAUGCACCGCGCGCCCGUGGUGGCCAUCGCCGUGCUGGACGGCAGGGGGAACCCCCUGCCCGAGCCCUAUGAGGUCUCGAGGGACCUGGCCAAGGCUCCUGACAUGCAGGGGAGCCACUCCAUGCUCAUCUCCUCCGAGGAGCAGUUCAAGGUCUUCACCCUGCCCAAAGUGAGCGCCAAGACCAAGUUCAAGCUGACGGCCCACGAAGGGUGCCGGGUGCGGAAGGUGGCCCUGGUGAGCCUGGCGAGCGCCAGCUCCGAGGAGCGCCUGGAGAACUGCCUGGCCUGCCUCACCAACCUGGGGGACAUCCACAUCUUCACCGUGCCCAGCCUGCGCCCGCAGGUCCACUACGGCUGCAUCCGCAAGGAGGACAUCAGCGGCAUCGCCUCCUGCGUCUUCACCAAGCACGGGCAGGGUUUCUACCUGAUUUCCCCAUCCGAGUUCGAGCGCUUCUCGCUGAGCGCCAGGAACGUGACGGAGCCGCUGUGCCGGCUGGAGGUCUCCCGGCUCCAGGACACCUGCCUCAGCAACAGCUCAAUGGCAACGCCGAAGCUGCCGCAAGCCAAUGGUACCCACGUCCCGCGCAGCCCCGAGGGACCGCACUCCCCCACCAACAGCGACCGGUCCCCCGAGGAGCACCCGGCCGCCUUCUCGCCCAGCUCCAUCGACUCCCCCAACAGCAGCAUGGAGAACCCGCUGGACACCACCGGGGACAUCACCGUGGAGGAAGUGAAGGAUUUCCUGGCAUCCUCGGAGGAAGCGGAGAGGAACCUGAGGAACGCCAGCGAGGACGAGGCCCGGCCCACGGGGAUCCUCAUUAAGUGAGGCAGCGCCAGCCUCCCUGACCCAUCUCAGUGCUCGGAUUCCCGGGAUGCGCGACUCGACUGGACCCCCCCGAGCCCCCUCCCCAUGUAACGUAGACUCGUCUCUUCUCUAACACUUUCCUGCUCCCCCCUGCCCGGCCCCCAACGCUCUGCCCGG
Molecule: messenger RNA, 3346 nt
Organism: Neopsephotus bourkii (Bourke's parrot)
Lineage: Eukaryota; Metazoa; Chordata; Aves; Psittaciformes; Psittacidae
Gene: LLGL1
Product: LLGL scribble cell polarity complex component 1
Exons: 24
Coding region: 38-3190 (1050 amino acids)
Biological process (GO): regulation of Notch signaling pathway; cortical actin cytoskeleton organization; establishment of spindle orientation
Cellular component (GO): plasma membrane; cortical actin cytoskeleton; cytoplasm
Molecular function (GO): myosin II binding; GTPase activator activity
Source: RefSeq, a predicted model, not a curated record